Molecule: messenger RNA, 3177 nt
Organism: Larimichthys crocea (large yellow croaker)
Lineage: Eukaryota; Metazoa; Chordata; Actinopteri; Sciaenidae
Product: protein BREAST CANCER SUSCEPTIBILITY 1 homolog
Exons: 6
Coding region: 571-2685 (704 amino acids)
Biological process (GO): regulation of transcription by RNA polymerase II
Cellular component (GO): nucleus
Source: RefSeq, a predicted model, not a curated record
CGAGAUUGAAGAUGAUUACAACUUUCAGACAAAAGUGAUACUGAAUAAAAAUAAACAUUUAUUGUGUAAACUCAGGCGUGGAGUAAUAAAAUAAAAACAGAACAGGACAAAUCUCACAUAUACAGAUCUUUCAUUGAUUAAAAUAACAGCGGUGGAAAGUAACUAAGUACAUUUACUCAAGUCUGUACACUACUUUAAGUCUCUUUUAUUUUGAAAGGCGCGUCGUUCUCUUCCGGUGUGUGGCCGUGGCUUGACUGUGGAGGAAGAAGGAGUCCAUGAUGACAACUUUAAAACACCACCCGUAGAGGAGGUGGCGGUGCUCGGAGCUGCUGCUGACCGUCCACCGGACGAUGUCCCCGGGACGAUUCCCGCGUCGAGCGUGGCCGGAGCUCCGCGGGCUAACGUUAGCUUAGCAUGAGCUGCUUUUGUUUACAUGCGGUCCCGAUGGGCCCGGAGAGGCGCGCCAGCUAACCCGGCUACCAGACGACUGUGACGGGGAGAAGUGUCAUCCUUUACCCGGGGAGGGGGGCGGAGGUCGGACAGCCACCAGACGACCGCCACCUGAAGGUGAUGGAAGUGUCCUCUCAGGAUCCAGCUCUCAUGGCGAUGGACCUGUCGAAGGGCUACUCCGUCAACCCGCUGACCCGCAGCCACCCUGAAGCCAUGGACCUGGCGAAGAAGCCCGAGUGGUACCACAGACGCCCGCCGAGCUGCAGCACCGACAUCAGCUCCCCGUUCAGGACCAGAGCCUCGUCCUCCUACAACCCCGACCCGGGCGCGCCCGUUCGUUGCAGAGACAUGGAGCAGCGCCCGGAGUCGUUGGGGAACUACAUGAACUACCGCGAUGGCGUUCACGGCAACCUGUGGCAUCACCCGGGUUUCUACGGGCCCAACCAAAGCGGCGGGCCGGUUCCAGAGAGCAGCGGCGGCGAGGAGAGCGACAGCGGCUCGGACGUGAUUUUCCUCGUCUCCUCUGCGAAGGAGCCGCUCUUAUGCAGUCCGUUCAUCCAGGACAGCGUGAGGCACAUCGUGGAGCCGCUGUCGCCGGCGGUGUCCUCGCUGGACGAAGGGAGAGGUUGCUAUCACCUACCUCAGCCUCUGAGCUCGCCCAGCCCGGACAGCUCGUACUCGGAGGACUCCUCGGACAGCUCGGUGGACAUUCCCGUACAUCACGCCAGGCCCGUCGUCCUCCUGCCGGACCUCAGCGCCGUUUACGGCAACCAUGCAGACUCUCCGGUAGACGUUUCGAGUGACGACAGUGACGUUAUUGAGGUUUCGGUAACGAACGAGAAGAAUAAAAGCGGCAUGUUUACUCGCAAGAAGAGUCCUUGUAAGAAGAGUCUGACGAGAGAGACUCCGCCUCAGAGCGAGGACGAAAAACCUCAACCCAGAGAAGUCCGACGCAGCACCCGGAUCAGGAAGCCCGUCUCCGAGAUGCCUCAGUUCACCUGCAGCGGGUCGCGGCACAGCCUGAGGCGCCAAGCCAAGACCGACGCCGUGGGCAUCUACAACGAGAGCUGCGACUCGGAAGACAUGAUGGAGUACGCGGUGAGGCUGUCCAGCUCGGACGAGUCGGCGUCGCAGCUGAACGUGCCGCAAAGAGCGAGCAGCAACUCGGAGGAGUCCGGCGUGGACGUUCGGACGGAGAGGAAGUCACCGCAGAGAGUGCAGCAGCCGCAACAGCCUCGGCGCAAAGUGUCGAAAAGCAUCAACCAUAAACGAAAGAAGCCGAUCGCCGUUAACGAGACGAAGAAGUUGAGAAUCGAGCAGAAACCGACCAGAAUCCCACCGGAACAGCGUCAGAGGAACAAGUCGGCGAAGGCGAAAACCGCCGUGAGACGGAAAAGGAAACGGCGAACGCAGGCCGGACCUUCGGCUCAGUUUCCUCCCAGAGAGCCCGAGAUCAAACUGAAAUAUGCAAACGUGGAAAAGAAGGACAAGAAGUCCGGCAGCUUCUGCCCGUUCGUCCACAUGGAGAAGAGGAUGUGCACCGUCGUCAACUACCAGGAGGAGGAGGCGACGGUCAGGAGCAGCCGAGGAGGCGCCCAUCAGCAAACAACCACCAGGUCUCUCACAGGCUUCGUCCCCAACACGUCCUCUUUCUAUCUGGGUCGGUUCAGCCCGGAAAACAGGAGUCAGGCCACGUUGUUGUGCUGCCUGUGCGGCCAGACGGCCAAUGCCAUGGGGCUCGGGGACCUUCACGGCCCGUACCACCCCACCGCCCGGUCUGCGGACUGCCCGACCCGGCAGCAGCAGAACUGCAUGACCGAGCAGAAAGAGGAAGAACAUUUACGUUCCUCGGACGACGGUUGUGACGGUUGCGACUGCUCCGCCGUCAAAAAGUUGCCUGAUAGCGACGAGCACUCGCGACCAAAGGUGCCUCUUCAUCUGGACGAGUGCUGGAUCCACGAGGACUGCGGGAUCUGGUCCGCCGGAGUCUUCCUGGUCAGAGGGAGGCUGUACGGGUUGGAGGAGGCGGCCCGGCUCGCACAAGAAACAGUGUGUUCGGCGUGCCAACAAACCGGUGCAAUAAUGGGAUGUUUCCAGAAGAGCUGUCCUCAGAAAUAUCACUACAGAUGUGCCAUUCAGUCGGGCUGCGCCUUGAACGAAGACAACUUCUCCAUCAGAUGUCCAGAGCACAAGAACAAAUUGUUCACGAGUGCAACCAGACAACACAAGAGAUGACGAGAGACGUUCUGGGGGCACUGGAGAACGAUCCGCGGAUCUCCUCAGGAUGUGACGUGACUUCACCUCUGCAGUUUUAUAACACUAAAGUGUGUGUGUCUGUGUGUGUGUGUGUGUGUGUGUGUGUCUGUGUGUGUGUGUGUGUGUGUGAGACAGAUCAACCAGGGGCCACUUUAAGAUUUUUAUAAGACUUUGUGUGUGUGUGUGUGUGUGUGUGUGUGUGUGUGUACGUCUAUUUAUUCCUCCUGUUGAACAUCCACACUCGGACUCGCCGCGUCACAAACACACUUUAUUAAUUGAACAUAUUAUAAUAUAUAAUAUAGAAAAUCUUUAUAUGAGGCCACUUCUUUCCUUUCUACAGUUUUUGUACUUUUUCUAUUUUUAGUGCUUCAGUCGUCGUUUAACCAACAAUAAUUUAUUUUCCUCCGGUUGCAUGCACAUGUCGAUGUUUGCUACGAUGCACUUUAAAGUCUAAUUUUUAAUCUCUUGGUU